Messenger RNA from Arachis ipaensis, 1829 nucleotides. The record is from RefSeq and is a predicted model, not a curated record. NCBI's taxonomy places the organism in Eukaryota, Viridiplantae, Streptophyta, Magnoliopsida, Fabales, Fabaceae.
CGCCGAUACCGAUGCCGAAACAGAAGAAAGGUAUAGCUAGUACGUAGUGUAUAUAUAUAUAUAUCAUCCAUAUGAGAAAGAGUUGUUGAGUAUCAAAAGGCAGCGAUGGCAAUUCCGUGGUCAAACAUUUUCAUUGUGUACUUCCUGGUUAUAUCUGUACUCAAUAUUUUGCUUCUUCAUUAUUCUGCGGUUACGGGAGAAACUUUUAAGUAUUAUUAUGACACUACCUCUCUAAAACGAAGCACCUUCCCAGAGGACUUCAUAUUUGGUACAUCGUCUUCUUCAUAUCAGUAUGAAGGUGCAGUGAAUGAAGGAGGUAAAGGUCCAAGUAUAUGGGACACUUUCACAAAGAAAUAUCCAAAUAAAAUAAAGGAUGAGAGCAGCGGAGAGAUAGCGGUUGAUUCAUACCAUCGUUUCAAGGAGGAUGUACAAAUAAUGAAGGAAUUAGGGUUUGAUGCUUACAGAUUUUCCAUCUCAUGGUCAAGGAUCCUACCAGGUGGAAACUUAUCAAGUGGAAUAAAUAGCGAAGUGACUCGCUAUUACUCUACAAAAUUUGUGGAAUGCUUGGCAACAGGUUUGACACCCUUCAUAACACUUUUCCAAUACGAUUAUCCCCAAAGUCUCGAGGAUGCAUAUGGUGGCUUUUUGAGUCCUCAAAUUGUGAAGGAUUUCACAGACUAUGCAGAGGUAUGCUUCAAAGCAUUUGGUGACAGGGUGAAGUACUGGAUAACCUUUAAUGGGCCAUCCAUUUUCUCUAAAUUGGGUUACACAAUUGGAAAAUAUGCUCCUGGAAGAUGCUCAAGUUGGCUAAACUUGAACUGCACAGGUGGUGAUUCAGCUACUGAGCCCUACAUUGUUACCCACCACCAACUUCUUGCCCAUGCUUCUGCUGUCAAACUCUUUAGGGAAAAGUACCAGGGUACACAAAUGGGACAAAUUGGGAUCAUUCAUGGCACUGACUGGGUUGUACCGUUGUCCCAAUCCAAGGAAGACAUUGAUGCAACAUCUAGAGCAAUGAGUUUCUUGUUCGACUGGUUUAUGGAACCGUUGCAUUCUGGUUCGUAUCCAGCUAUAAUGAUUGAGAAUGUGGGAGAAAGACUGCCAAAGUUUACCGUAAAAGAAUCAGAUAUGUUGAUAAAUUCUUUUGAUUUUAUUGGAAUAAAUUACUACUCUUCAGUUUAUGCAGCUGAUAUCAAAUGCCCAACUCAAAAUAAAACCUACCUUACGGACUCAUGUGCUGACCUCACCUGUAAGCUAUAUAUUAUGCAUGCAUUAAAUAUAAUUUUCUUAAAGGAUGCUGCUUCAGAUUGGAUAUACCUUUAUCCUCAAGGAAUUGAAGAAUUAUUAAUGUACAUCAAGAUCAAAUACAACAACCCAAUCAUAUAUAUAACAGAGAAUGGUUAUGACAAUUUUAGUGACGAAAAUCAAUCACUCAAAGACCAAACAAGGAUAGAUUGUUACGUUCAACAUCUUUCACAUGUUCAUAAUGCUAUGAGGAAUGGGGUCGAUGUGAGAGGCUACUUUAUAUGGUCGCUUUUGGAUAAUUUCGAAUGGUGCGAUGGUUACACUGUUCAAUUUGGGAUCGUCUAUGUUGAUUUUGCUAAUGGAUUAAAGAGAUACCCAAAGGAUGCAGCCAAAUGGUUUAAGAAUUUUCUCCAUCAAGAAUAUAAAUCCCAGUGAAAGUGUUGAUGGAUGUAGACAGCAGCUUAUUAUUCUCUUCAAAGAAAAGAAAUUUUUGCGUAGUAUAUUUCCUACUUUUUACUUUUUGAUGCAUAUUUUCUAUUUGGAUUGAUAUAAAGGGAUUUAUUAUCUUCAGUGUAUUAUUAUCA